This is a messenger RNA of Eremothecium cymbalariae DBVPG#7215, 789 nucleotides long. It is a transcript of the gene MDE1, whose product is annotated as methylthioribulose 1-phosphate dehydratase MDE1. The record is from RefSeq and is a predicted model, not a curated record. Gene Ontology annotation, cellular component: cytoplasm. NCBI's taxonomy places the organism in Eukaryota, Fungi, Ascomycota, Saccharomycetes, Saccharomycetales, Saccharomycetaceae. The transcript has a single exon. Gene Ontology annotation, molecular function: methylthioribulose 1-phosphate dehydratase activity; metal ion binding. The coding region runs from base 1 to 789 and encodes 262 amino acids.
AUGGCCUCUUGUUUUUGUGCUGACCAAAAAUCGAAUACCAAGGAUGUUUCUACGAGUUAUGGGAUGCAGGGAUCCGAUGAGUUGGUACGCUCGGAUGACCCUAGACACCCUUCGAAUUUAAUUUGCAGCCUUUGCAAAUUGUUCUACUAUAAUAACUGGGUUACUGGUACUGGAGGCGGGAUUUCUAUAAAGCAUCCUGUUACCGGUCAUAUCUACAUAGCACCGUCAGGUGUGCAGAAGGAGCAAUUGAAGCCUGAGGAUAUGUUUGUGAUGGAUCCUGUUACGGAGUCCUACAUCCGGAUUCCCGAGCUGUACAAGCCCAGUGCAUGUACACCGCUUUUCAUGUCAUGCUAUAGGAAACGUGAUGCAGGUGCUGUGAUCCAUACGCAUUCUCAACAUGCGGUUAUGUGUUCGUUGAUCUUUGAUAAGGAGUUCCGGAUCGCCAACAUAGAGCAAAUUAAAGCAAUUCCAAGUGGCAAGAAAGACCCACGCUUAGGGAAGGACAUCAAUCUAUCCUUCUUUGAUACUCUAAUCAUUCCUAUCAUCGAAAACACUGCCCAUGAGGAAGACCUCACGGAUGGUUUGCAGGAAGCCCUUGCCCAUUACCCAACCUCCACGGCUGUCAUCGUAAGAAGACAUGGUAUCUACGUUUGGGGCCCCAACGUUGACAAGGCCAAAGUUUACAACGAGGCCAUUGACUAUCUCAUGGAACUCGCUGUGAAGAUGCACAAUUUGGGCAUUCCCACCGACUGUGGCAUCGGUGAAGAAAAGCAGUACUUAAAGCGGUAA